This is a messenger RNA of Conger conger (European conger), 6514 nucleotides long. RefSeq names its product spectrin repeat containing, nuclear envelope family member 3 (gene syne3). Gene Ontology annotation, biological process: nuclear migration. The coding region runs from base 129 to 3518 and encodes 1129 amino acids. The transcript has 18 exons. Gene Ontology annotation, cellular component: meiotic nuclear membrane microtubule tethering complex; nuclear outer membrane; cytoplasm. NCBI's taxonomy places the organism in Eukaryota, Metazoa, Chordata, Actinopteri, Anguilliformes, Congridae. The record is from RefSeq and is a predicted model, not a curated record. Gene Ontology annotation, molecular function: actin filament binding.
GUCAGCCAAAAGCUUGUAGCAGGCCGUUGCUUCCUGUUCCUACAUUAAACAGCAAGAUUGGUACAAUACGGUAAAUUAUUUCCAGCGAUCCAGUGUAAGCAACAGUAGAUGCACAGUGUUCUCUUGCCAUGACUCAGCAAGAGCAGGAUGAGUUUUGUGAGAGCCUGGAAGGAGCUCUGUCUUGGAUGCAGACCAUACAGGAGAGACUGAAGGCCAAUGACAACACCCAGGGCCCCAGGGCUGCGCUGGAGGCGCGCCUCAGAGAGACAGAGAAAAUUCACCUGGAGGAGGAUGAGGGUCGGUUGAAGGUGGACAAGGUCCUGGUGGCUUCGGAGGUUCUGCUGCAGAACGGUGACGAUGAAACGAAGAGCCGAACCCACGCCAAGCUGAAAGAGCUGAAGUCACUGUGGGAGGAGACGUCAACGUACAUUAUUCACUGUCACAGUCGUAUCGAGUGGGUGUGGCUGCACUGGAGCGAGUACAUGAAGGCCUGCGAGGAGUUCCAGCUGUGGCUGAUGAAGAUGCGCCGGGCCCUGGAGCCGGAGCUGGAGCUCCAGCUGGGCGUCCAGGAGAAGCUGUGGCAGCUGGACCACCACCGUGUGCUGCUGAGCGAUGCCCACGCCCAGGCCCAGCUCCUGGAGAGGCUGCUGGACGAGGCCUCCACCCUGCACAACCGCACCCAGGACCCCAGCGUGGACGUGGAGGCCCAGGAGGGCCUUCAGGAGGCCUACAACCAGACCAGGGACCAAGCGCAGGAAAGAGUGUCGCGGCUGGAGAAGAUUGUUGAGGAGCAUCAGCUUUUUCAAAGCUGUGUGCAGAAGUUCCAUGUGUGGCUCUUCUCAAAGACUGAGGAGCUCAACCAAUGCAAUGAGAUGGAGGACACUCCAGAAAACAAGCUAAAAGCCCUACAGGACCUGUGGGACAGCACCAGCGCCGAGGAGAAGACCCUGCAGCACAUCGACGGCCUGGCCGAGGCUGUGAAGACCACCACCUCCCCCAGGGGCUCGGAGGAGAUCGCCCGGGAGGUGGAGAGUCUCCAGGAGGCCUGGGAGAAGCUGAGACGGGGCCUGGUCCGGGUGCAGGACGGGCUCCAGACCGCGCUCCGCUCCCAGAACGAGUACUCCGCCCGCGCCGAGCAGCUCCGCGUCGACGUCGCCCAGCUGCGAGCGCUCGUCCAGAGGAUGAACCGAGAGCUGGAGACCAAAGACGGGGAGAAGACCGAGGAGCAGCUCGUGGCCUUGUGGAGGAAGUACAUGAACAUCAGGAACACGCUGGCAGGGGAGGAAUCGCACAUAGAGCAGCUGAAGGCCCAGCUCAAAGAGCUGUUCCGCUUUUCUCAGGACGCUAAGCCGCUCUCCGAAGACGUGCUCACUGUAGUCAAAGAGUACCAGAGCGUGAAAGGCCGGGCCUUCAAGCUGUCGACGGAGAUGGAGACGGGUCUCAGGCAGGUUCUGCAAGACCCGCUCCGUGGCUACGGCCAGUGGAGCCAGCUGGUGUCCCAAAUCUUGGAGGCCUCGACGGAGGUGUCCGAGUUCUCCCACAUCGCCGUGCUGGUGCAGAACAUCGAGAAGCUGCUGAAGCACAGUCUGCAGCUGCAGGAGCGUCUCAGCCUGCUGCAGGUGAAAAGGGAUCUGCUGGGGAACGUGUUCGGCCAGGAGAAGGCUGAAGGCCUGCUGGACGAGCUGAGCUCCGCCAUGAGGAACAGAGAGCUGCUGCACAGCCAGCUGCAGCAGAAGAAGAGCCGCCUACAGGGUUGGAUAUCAAGGACAAAGGAUUUUGGAGAUGCUUAUGAAUCCAUCCACAAAAAACUCUCUCUGAUCAGUGAGAGAUUUAUCGUUGCUGAUGCACUGCAACCUGAUAUACUGGCCAAGAAAAGUCAAUCUGACCAGCUAAAGGUAAUCAAGAAGGACCUGGAGGAAUGCGAGGCUCACAUAACGGCUCUGGAGACUUUGGUUUCCUCAAACUCCGCAAACAAGAUGAAGUUUGACCAGCUCAAUGCUGAGUGGAAAGCACUAUAUAAAGCUGUCAGGGUGAAGGUGUACGAGAGUGAGCGCAGUAUCGAGGAACACGAGAACUUCCAUGAGAACCAGCUGAACCUGGAGAAGUGGCUGAUGGUCAUGAAGCAGAAGCUGGAGUCCUUCUGCAGUGGUGGCGGGGAGUGGAGUGUGGAGAACCGGCUCCAUGAGGCAGAGAGGGCGCUGGGGGAGUUUCCUGAGAAGGAGAUUCAGCUGCACCAGACGGAGGUUCAGGGUGAAGGUGUGCUCGCCCGAACAUCUGAGGAAGGAAGGGUGCACAUCCGGAGGGACCUGCAGCGUCUAAAGGAGGCCUGGGCAUCCCUCCACACCCUCAGCCUCAACCUAUUCAGAUUGCUGAACAGCCAUGAGGUUUCCAGGACCACAGAAAUCUCUAUGGUGGGGCAGGAUUUCUCUGACUUCUAUGGUAGUGAUGAUGUCAGAGGCAAAGCAGAGGACCUCACCGGGGCAAGCAGAAGAGCACUCCUGGUGGAAGGAGGGGACAUUGCCAGACUGAGAGGGCGCCUGGCUGAAGGUCUUUCAGAGGGAGCAGGUCUAGGACACAGGCUCAGUGUGGAGGGAGAGUUAAGCCCCACAGACAAGGGAACAGGGGCUUGGAUCCACCGCAGCGAACAGACCCCAGGUCGGGGUCCAGUGAGACUCCAUAAGGGAGAGUUCCCCAGGGGAGAAAUCGGCGGUGCCUAUGACGGUGCAUGGCUCCAGAUCAGCCAGUCGGAAGGUGCAUUCGGGGCAGUACCUUCGAGAGGAGCGUACAGCCACGGCCGGAAAACCAGCACAGGAAGUGAUGAGGAGACUGAGGAGCGGGUUAGAGGAAGUUCUUCCAGGAAGACCAGGAGGCGUAAGACCCAGGGAAAGACCGAGGCACAAGGCCUGCAUUCUCCACCUGCUGGAACUACGGCUACAGAUGGGCCCAUUCGAUUCAGACUGGCAGGAGCGGUCCAGGGUCAGGGAGACUUCGAAGCGCGUCGGCGAGAGUUCGAGGCGUGGCUGCAGGGCGAGAACGGCAGACUUUCCAGGAUUCUGACCCAGAAGGGCGCUCUGAGCGCAAAAGAGCUGAAGAGCCGGCAGCUCAGUCUCAAGGACCUGCGGUCCCGUGUUGGCUGGGGGCAGGGCCAGUUCCUGCAACUGCAGAAGAGUUCCGGAUGGCAAGGGGGCCUGGAAGACCUGGGUCUGGAUGACCUGCAGUAUCGCUGGGUUCUCUACAAAUCCAAGCUGAAUGAAGUGGGAGACCUGAGGGCCAUUCCGAGACCCAAGGGCGGUGAUACUGAAGCAGAGGUACCUAUAAGGACCGGAAAGCAGAAGCACUCUGGCUUCCUGUAUCGCGUGUGCCGUGUGGCCCUGCCCCUGCAGCUCCUGCUCCUGGCUCUGCUGCUGUUGGCCUUCUUCCUCCCCCUGAUGGACGAGGGUGCCAGCUGCUCCCUCACCAACAACUUCGCUCGCUCCUUCAACAUCAUGCUGCGCUACCACGGCCCCCCGCCCACGUAAGAGGCAGCCAGCACCACCAACACACUCAGCUCCCAGGCUGCUGUGACAUCACAUGGUACACACGUGUUUUUGCCUUCCUGUUGCUAGGCUUCCUUAAUCAGUAAUCUGACGAAGAGUAAUGAGCCUGGAUAAAAGAAUAGUGAGUGUGGUGGUAGAAGUUCAGCGCCCAUUUUGUGAUUUCCUUGUUGAUCUUUCACUGUUAACUCUUCUCACUCGCUGUAAUGGAGGGUGUCGUUGUUUAUCGGCCUGGUAAAUUAAGCUUUUGCACACACGCAUACAUGUUUUUGAGGAAGUCUGUUUAGCUUUUCUUCCAGAAAGAAAUGAAUGAGUGUUCCAGUGUUCAGGAAAAGCUUUUAGACCAGGUGUUGGCAGGCCUGGUCCUGGAGAGUGAGUGUGCUGGCUGUCCUUGUUACUCAGCACUUAAUUGAUCAAUGUUCAUUACGUCAGUUCAUUACAUGGUUGUUUUGUAGGUCUGAAUCAAUUGCUGAUUUUAAGGUUAAAACAAAAGCCUCCAUACCCUUCGGCUCUCUAGGACCAAGGUUGCUGACCUGUGUUGUAGACAGAGAGCUAUGAAAUAUGCUAUCUAUACCAAAUAACUGCUUUACAUAGUUUCUGGAUAUUUAUCUACGGAUUUGUAGUUUCUUCAAACCAGGUAGUAACCACAUUUCAUGGGUUAUAUGAACACAUUAGGAAAUGAGUGUGAUUCAGAACUUUAGGAGUAUGAAAUACAAAGAAAUUAGCUACAAUCCAAAUAAUAUGGUCAUAUGCCUAUCAGUUUUAAGCUUCUGUUUAAAGUGUCAAUCCUUAGUUUCUCAGUUUUGGUGGAUUUGGUGACAUCUGUGGUGACAGGUGGUCACAACAGUUCAUUUUCAUAAUCCAAGUCCCAGAGUUCCAUUCGAAAAGCAGCUACAGCCCCAAACAAAGCAGUAUCAUUUGCUUAUAGCACUUCUGUAGCGCUAGGAGCACAUUGACUGUUUUCUUUUCUUAGAAGAUAAUCCAGCUGUUGUGUAUUUGGGAGAAAGAAGACUGCCAAGAGAUUGCCUAUUGGGCAAUAUAUGAAACUUAAUUUUAAAGACAAGACAAGACAUGAUACAUCUAGAUAUGCUAGAUAUGCUGAAGUUAGCACAGUAUAAACCCAUCAGACAUCUUUUAUCUAAGUCUUUUUUUCUUGCAGUUUGAGUUUGGGUUUUUCUCUCCACUGGGGAGUUUUUUACCUCUUGUGCUUGCUAUUUGAGGAUUCAGGCCUGGUGUUUCCCCCUUUCCCCCCUCUGUUACUCUGUAAAGUGUUAUAACAGUCUGAAUAGCUGUUUAUAGGGACUUGCUCUUCUGCAUUUAACAGUCAAGGUCAUGUCACUGCGUCAUCAUAUUUUUAUUAUUUGAAUACUUUGAAUACUAUAAUUUGAAUCGCAGCUGAUGGCGCCAACGGAAAAUAACAUUUAGAGGAGCAGGUAGAGAAUGCAAAUGCAUCGAAUGGCUUUUGCUACCGAAAUUCCAGUGUAUCAAAUAUGGCAUUUUUAAUAGGAAAAAAAUAAGGAUUGACACUUUAUUCUGAUUCUGAUUUCAGUCCGACUCAUGCACUGGAUGCUAUUAUGUUUAAUCAUAGUACGUCACAAUGCUUCAUCGGUGAUCUUCAGCACUGUUACAAGAUGCUAUGAUUGUAUGUCCAUGCAUGUGUUUAAACACAUUUGUCAGUUACAAUAUGUUAGCAAUAUUUGUCUCAUGUAUAUAUUCUGUACAUUAUGUACACGCAGUAUAUCCUCUAACUUGCUAAAAUCCCACACCUACGUGGAAUUGUAUUUAUAUUAUAUUAAUAUUGGUGCUUUACACUUUAGCAUUCAGCACUACUGUUUGCUGUGUAUCCAUCAUUGUCUGAAUGCAGUAAUUAUGAAGCAAUCGUCCUUGACUCGAUGUAUUCUGGACUGAGAUGUGGGGGGGAAUUUCCUCUCUUGACUCCACUUCUAAACUUCCUGUGGCCUAUUGACCUCUCCCUUCAUCCUCUGCUUGUUUAAACAACGGUUUACAGUAUGUUUCUGCCCUCCUUGUAACUAUGGCAACGCAGAGACAAUCCAGUUAUGCACACAGGGUUGUGAAGAUCUUCAUCAUAGAAGUGGUUUUGCUGCCUGAACGUUAUGAUUAUUAAUAUGAUUGUGAGAUUUUAUUUUGUCAUCUUGUGUAAACAUGGAGUCAGGCAGUGGCCUCAACUGCGUCAUGCUGUCUAACUUGAGGUGGCAGUAUUGGUCAUUACAAAACAACACAAUUAAGCACAAAAAAAACACAGAAGAAGAUAAGCCUUGCAUUGUCUUUCAGCAGUAUUAUGCAGAUGUACAUAAACUAAUUUAUCUAUAAUGCUGCACUAGUUAAUGGAUAUUAAAUCUUACAAAAUACAUUUAACCACCACAAACCUUUCCAUACAUGUCUACUUAUAAUAGUUGGUUAGUCACUUAUUUAUAAGGAAAUAAUUAUACUUCAAUGAGAUAAAAGUCUUACAUUGAUACUGCAGUUAUGAAGUACGUAUGGCACUUAUUAUUAUUGCACUGCAAUUAUAUAUGUAAUAUCUGUACUGUAUAUCUUUGCUUAAUUAAUCCGGGUAUCAUAUAUGCAUGUUAUACGCACGCACGUAUAUACUUUAGUUCGACACACACACACACACACACACACACAUAUUUGUGCUUAACGUACAGUACAGUCUGGAUGUUUGAGCUGUUGUACACAAUGAAUCCUUUUUUUGAAGGAUAUUUGAUGAAUUUAAAAUAUUGCUAUGCAGAAACAUUCUUGUUCUCAAGCAGGGUGUUAAUACAAAAAUGAAUAUAAAGGCUGUCAUACGCACAGCCAGGACAGAAGAUGCAAAGCUUUUGUAAAAUGAUACAAUUGCUAUAUUUUGUUACAGCAUUUUGAAGAAUGAAGUACUAUCAAGCAUUUAUUUUAAAAAUGUAUCAUGUAUGUAACCAGUAUUUUUGUAUGCUUAUCCUACAUACAAUAAACACCAUUUGACCCUU